UUCGCGACGAUUCUAUCCAUUCGCAGCACACGCUUCGAAAUCAAACUAACACACACAGCAACUGUGCCUUGAGCCCUCUGCCUUUUCUGUUCCCACUAGCCACGAUGCCUGCCAUGGCCAAGCCCGCCACCCGCCCCGCCAAGGCCGCCUCGGUGCCGAAGUCGAAGCCCUCUGCUGCCAAGCCCAAGGCCACCUCUACCGGCCCCUCCCACCCUCCUUACUUAGAGAUGAUCAAGGAUGCGAUCACGGCGCUGAAGGAGAGGACCGGCUCGAGCUCGCACGCCAUCGCCAAGUACAUGGAGGACAAGCACGGCGCGUCGCUUCCGGCCAACUACAAGAAGAUGCUCUCCAUCCAGCUCCGCGGGUUCGCCGCCAAGGGCAAGCUCGUCAAGGUCAAGGCCUCCUACAAGCUCUCCGAAGCCGCCAAGGGCUCCCCAAAGGCCAAGCCUGCCGCCGCCGCCAAGCCCGCGCCCAAGCCUGCCAAGGACGCUGCGAAGCCGAAGAAGGCCGCCGCUGCCAAGCCCAAGAAGUUGGCUGCCGCCGCCACCGGAACCAAGCGCAAGGCGCCGGAGAAGAAGAUUGUGGCGAAGCCCAAGAAGUCCCCCGCGGCGAAGCCCAAGGCCAAGCCAAAGACCGUGAAGUCCCCUGCCGCCAAGAAGGCCCGGAAGGUCGCCGCCUGAAGUGGUUCCGUACCCUGUAGGACUGAUUUGGACGGCGUGUAGGUCUUGUACAAACUAAGGAUGUGUGGAGCGUUUCUGAUCGGUGUGUUCCAUGCUAGGCAAGUUCUGUGCAUCCACUGUCCAGGUUGUUGGUGUAGUGUAAGGCAUGGUUAGGCUUCUUGGAGGGGUGAUGUAUCCAGCUCUUUUAUGAAAUGAACUUGCAGCUUUCUGAA
This is a messenger RNA of Phragmites australis (common reed), 892 nucleotides long. RefSeq names its product histone H1-like. Lineage: Eukaryota; Viridiplantae; Streptophyta; Magnoliopsida; Poales; Poaceae. Gene Ontology annotation, molecular function: nucleosomal DNA binding; structural constituent of chromatin; double-stranded DNA binding. Gene Ontology annotation, biological process: nucleosome assembly; chromosome condensation; negative regulation of DNA recombination. The transcript is spliced from 2 exons. Gene Ontology annotation, cellular component: nucleosome; nucleus. The record is from RefSeq and is a predicted model, not a curated record. The coding region runs from base 105 to 680 and encodes 191 amino acids.